UCAUAAGAUUACAAUUGAACAAGUAAAAAGUGCCUAGUUGACUCUGUUUAGGUUCUAAAGUAUCGUAACAACAAAUCAAAUGACUCAAAUUACUUAAACCAAACCAUAAAAUCUGACGGGAAAAAGCCAUUUGAUUACAGGAAAUAAAGCACAGUCUUCAGGAAGGACAAGCAGAGUUGUGUCACGAAAAGCGCUGAGCAAAGAUAGAGUGAUGAACAACCAUUCUUUUGUUGGAGCGCCAAUGACUGCAACGAAUCAAAAGCAUGCGGAGAAAUUUAGGAUGACCAAACUUGAGCAAUUUAUUGAUCCAAAUUCCAAAUUGAACAAUUCAAAUAUCAUGAAUAUAGUUUCACCUUGUAAGGAGAAAAUGGGUUUCCAUAUCACUGAUUUGCUUUCUUCAAAGAACAGAAGCGUCAAAUCUCAAAGAAGACAUAUCAGCGAAGAAGAAAAGAUGAAGAACUCUACAAUGUUUGAAAAGUGGUCUUCCCAAGGUAGCCAGGUUCACCAGCAUACUGCUCCUAUGAACAAUACUCUCAGAGACAACCGCUUUAUGAUCAAGAAUUUUAAGAUUGUAAAUAAGUCCGAAAAUGAUAUGAACAGCACGCAUAAAUUUAGAAAGCCCAUCACUGCUGCUCCUAUGGCUCUUGAUAAAUAAGAAGGCUACUGAGAUCAAGAAAAUAGCUACUGGGAAUUUUAACCGGGAAAGAGCAAAUACGACACAAUAUUCUUUCAAAGGCAUGAGAUCCCCUAAUCCUCUUCCUGUGCAAAACAGCUUGCUUACUUCAAACGAAAAGGAGCGAUUGCAAGAUAUUCAGCCACUGAGGAGCCAUUUUGAACAGAUGUUUGAAGAGACACAUUACAUGUAUCCUAAAAAAAACAAGCCUAAAAUCCAAGCUAUUGAGGAAGAAAAAGAAGAACUUGAGAGUAGACGUCUAAAAAGAGAGGCUGACCAGCUACAUCUCCAAGACCUCCGCACAAAUGCAGAACUUCUUCCUCUAGGUCCUGGUGCUACCAAAGAGGAUAAUGCAAACAAAGCAGAGCUGGAUUUCCUCCUACAGAAGUCAUUGAAAUAUCGUAAAGAAAAGUUUACUCCAAAAACCUUAAGUCCCGAAAUUGUUUGUAUGCAGACCUGGUUGAUGAAUGACCCAAACAGCCUGCAGUAUUUCAAGGAUUACGAAGAUGAAGAUAUGACUACUAAUAUGAUCUUAAACACUAGGAAUUGUAAAGACAUCUACCCAGAUGAGAUCAAAGAUGCUGAGAUAGAUAUUUAUCUUAGAAAUAGGAAGAAUAUACCCCAAUAUGAACUUCUUCAGUACAUGCAGUUUAGUUCUUAUGAUGCUGACUCAAAAACAAAGGAUUCUAACAGUAUUAAAGAUGGAAAUGAGCAAGAUGAUGAUACAUUCGAUCUCAAUAUUGACUGUGCAAAUCCAUUGACUAAUACAAUACUUUUGCUGAGUUUUAAGCUAAAAUGAGAGUUUUUGAGCCACGUCACUCCAGAUUUUGCUUCUCCAGAGCACCUCCCUCACUCUAUCUUCGAUGACUGAAGUAAUGAAAUAGAUAAGAUUUUGGGUAUAAUUGAAGAAAAGAAAAAUAAAGAUGAUUUCCUCUGGGCAAUCUCCCCAUAUAUCAAUGAAGAUGGAACUAUGACUGACUGCAAGGUAAAGGUCCUUUCGUACGAUUUUGACCGUGGAGAGUUCUUAAUAGAAUUUGAUGAUAAGUACAAGCAUUCUGAGCUAAGAGGUUAUGAUUUUCAGCUACACAAAGACCUCUCUAAAAUUUCUAAGCUAAGAAAAUACUGCUGCCGCUCAAACCUUCAAAUGGAGUAUGAAGACUCCUCAGAAGCUGCUGCUCGGAAAGAUAUGGUUGCUAGAAGAAGACACGAGGCUCAGAACCAACUUAAUUGUGAGAAAGCUUUCAUUAACGAGCUUGCUAAUAAAUAUGAUUAUGUCAAAAUGGAUCGUAGAAUAAAAGAAAAUAUCAAAAGGAAACUCUUAUUUGACUUGAACACAUUUGAACCACAUUCCUAUGUAAGCAACCUGUGCAUUCAGGUUGAGACUUUAUAUAUCUUUUCAAUUCUAAAAAGUGUCCUAUUUACACAAUAUAUGGAUGAGAAUAUUCAAAAGAUAAUGACAAGAUACAGGAUCUAUGAGAUCCCAAAGCCACCUCCUCCCUUCUAUGGCCUCAAGAGCUACGAAAUCAAUGGAGGCCCUGUUGAGAAAAUGCUCCAGAUGAACCAGGGAUUUGGAAUAUCUAGAAGCGAUGCUGGGAUAAUCCUCAAGCAGUACUCCUUACUAGGAAGACAAUGAUAUAUCAACGCAAUCUUGGAUAUCAAUGUCAUAAAUGAUUUUGUGCUUAAUGGGGAGCUUUUCUGCCAUCCUCUUAGUUACGAAGUAAUGUUCCCUGUACUCAAGAACGAUCCAGACUUCAAAGGAGUAGCAUUUGACGAAAUUGAUAAAAUGAUCAACCAUUUUCCAAUUGAGCUGAGUGACUAUAUUAAAGUGUGGCAAGCAGUCAACAACUCAUUCAAAAAGAGCGUGAUUAAGUCUAAAUGGGCAGGAGGAAUCACUAAAAUUGUAGAAGAUGUGAUAUAUAAGCAGUUUGAUACCAAAAUGAUCAUUGACGACCUCAAAAAUAACAGUCUGAAUCCUUUCAUUAUCAAGCUGCUUGAAGUAUGAAGACUCAGGAUGGAAACCCAAUUAGCUGAAAAGUAUUUUGAUACAUUGGAGAUUUACCUUCGGACACUCGUCAGGUUCGUAGCAAGAGACACUGACUUUUAUGAGAAUAAUCCCCAGUACCUUGAGCAAGGGAUUGAUGAGUUCGACAAAGAUAUUCACUUUGACAAGCCAAUGAUCAAGACUGUUGUUAAAAUAAAGAAGUACAGAGAUAAAGAAGAGGGUGGAUCUAAAUACAUGAUUUACUCCAAACCUUCAUUAAUGGGAAUUUGAAAAGACCUGUUCAACUUCACUAACUUAUUUCUGAACACCUUAAGUGGUAUCAAAAGAAUUGAUGAAGAUAUUUUCCCCCAAAUAGAGCUGAAUAAGAAUAUUCUAAGAUCUCCUGACCAAAAGGUUGACCAGAAGUUAGUGUUAAUAGCUUCUUGUAUAAACUAUGCUAAAGAGAAGCCUCAAGAGCAGAUAAAAUCUAUGAAAAAGUACACAAGUUUCUUUGAAAUCACCCCUGAUUCCAUGAUUCUUAGUAUGAAGAAGAGAUCUUAUGAGAAAUACGAUGCAAGUGUAUCAGACUCUGAAGAAUCCUCUAAGAGAAAUAACUCAAUAGAAGAAGCUGAAGGAGAAAUGUCAGAUGAAAUUAUCUCUGAAGAUAAUGAGGAUGCUUACAAAAAUAUUGACAUCACAAAUGAAGUUUACAUCGAAGAAUUUUCAAAUCUUCGAGGUGCAUACUGGGACGUUCAAAGAUAUGUUCAGAGAUACUAUGAUUUCGGAUUAAUCCAAAUGGACUGCACAGUCUUUUUAAAGAACAUUCUUAAACAUCUAGAUAAGCUGAUCAAGCAUCUGACGCAGCACUUAAGAAAUGAUGCAAGAGUGACUCAUAUUCUGUUGCAAUACGAAGCCAUUGAGCAGCGAGUUUCUUCAGAUAGCAACUCUAUUGACGAAGUAAUAUACUUGAUUGAGUAUAUUGACAACAUCAGAAGACCAGGGAAGAAAUUGGAAGAACUCCAGAACAAGAUAGAUCAAGCCAAGCAGAGAAAAGACUUCCUAGAUGACCUUUACAUCGACCUGAGUGAAGAAGAUUUCUCCAAUUACCUCAAACUUCUGGUGUACCCUAGGAAUUUAGAGAAACUGCUGGAUAAGAGAAGAGCCGAACUUGAAAGCGAGAGAUCAAGACUCUCUAAAAUGAUGAACCAGGAUAUCCAACAGGUUAACAAUACUAUCAAGAUCCUUAAGAAGGAACUAGAGGACUUCAGGGAUGUUGGGAUGUACUUUAGGGAUAAGAAACAACUCAAGGAGCUCAACCAGAAAAUUUCUGAUGGAUCUUUAGAAAUUACAGGAUUUUCAAGAGAUUUUGCCUCAAAGAUCCAAUCAGGUGCCAACUCUUCAGUAAAAUCAGGAGAGAAAAAUGAGCCAAAAUAAGGCCGAGAAUGAAGUAAAGAAAUGAGAAGUUUUUGGAGAUUUUGAUGCACUCCAUAUUGAGUCAAAUUCGAUUAAGAUGGACAAACUUAAAGAGAAAAUUGAUGAAUGCCAGCAAAAUUGAGAUGUUAUCAAUAAGAGACAGAAUUUACUUUCCCUUCCAGUGACUAAAUUCACUGAUGCUUAUAAACUCCAGUCUGACGUCAAGUCAUUUGUAAAGCUUUGGACCAUCGCAGAGAAGUUUAGAGAGGCUUUCCCAAUUUGGAUAGAUGGAAACUUUGAAGUCCUUGAUGCUGAAGAAAUGGAAGAGAAUAUAGUAAACUGGUGGAAAUCACUCAAUAGAUUGAGUAAAAGUAAAAUUUCUGAAUACUUUCACCCGAUGAACUUGUUGAACUAUCUUAAAAACAAAUUAGAUGAAUUCAAAGAGUAUCUUCCGAUGGUUAUAGCUUUGAGGACGAAAGGGAUCACAGAAAGGCACUGGACUAUCUUAUCGAGAAUGUUCAAUAUUCAGUUAGACCCAACUACAAUAACUGUUCGAAGUUUACUGAACCACAAACUUUAUGAAGCUGAUAAACUUUCAAACAUUAAAGGGGUAAGCGACAUUGCAGUGAAGGAGUAUGCCAUUCAAACUACUCUCGAAAACCUUGAAAAUGAGAUCAAGCAAGCUGAAUUUUCAUACUUGAAGUACAAAGAUACCAACACCCAUAUUUUGAGAGGAAUUGAUGAACUUGUCAGCCAGUUUGAUGAAUUCUCUAUUAAAAUAGCCGCUCUCAGAGCCAACCAGCUUUCCAAGAAUUUCAACGGGAGAGUAUCAAAAGUAGAGAAAGAUAUCAAAAUAGUUGAAGAUGUUCUUGAAGAAUGGGCUAAGGCUCAGAAAUCUUGGAUAUAUCUCGAGUCAAUAUUCCAGUCUGAGGAUAUUUCAAAGCAAAUGCCACAGGAAUCUCAGAGUUUCCAAUCCUUAGACACCUUCUACAGGCAAUCAAUGAGAAGUAUUGUAUACGAUCCGAGUGUUAUCAGAAUAGCCAAGAGAGAUGGCUUAUACUUCCAACUUAUGAAAAUAAACUCUCAUUUCGAGAUCAUCUCGAGAGGACUUUCAAUUUACCUUGAAGCAAAGCGAGAGUUCUUCUCUCGGUUCUAUUUCCUCUCAAAUGAAGAAAUUAUUGAAAUUCUUGGUCAAAUGAGAGAGCCGAGAAAUAUCCAGAGAUUCUUGGGCAAAAUCUUUGAAGGAAUAGAUAAUCUCUCCUUUCAAGCAACAGGAGAAAUCACCGCUAUGCAUUCAAAGGAAGGGGAAACAGUCGACCUCGUUGAAACAGUUAUCCCAAAUGAUAGUGCAGAAAGCUGGUUGAAGAACUUAGAAUCUGCAAUGAAAAAGACCAUCCGAGCAAUAAUCCACGAGACUUUGCAAGACCGAGUAGGUGGAAAAGCUUACCAAGAAUGGGUUGUAUCCUGGCCAGGUCAGGUUAUACUAGUCGUCACUAGUAUUCUUUUCACCAAAAAUAUUAAGGAAGUUAUGGAUGCUAACAAUCUACAGAGAUUGAAACAAUUGCAUCAAAAGAUAGUCAAUGAGAUAGAUGUUCUUAUAACAAUGGUCAGGUCUAAGAUAGAUGAUGUUCUUAGAACAACAAUGAGUUCUUUGAUUACUUCAAGAGUGCAUGACAGAGACCAGAUUGCCCAAAUAAUGGCAGAAUGCAACAGUUUAUCUGACCUCAAAGCUGACUUUACCUACCAAAUGAUGAUCAAGUAUUCUUAUGAACCUGAAGAAUUAGAAAAACCUCCUGUAGAAGAAACAAAGGAAGAGGAUAAUAGUUCUGAAGAUUCAGUUAAAAGUGAAAUGGAAGUCAGACUUAGUAAACAGGAGGAAGACAAAGAACCUCCCAAGAAUGAAUCUGUUCAAAAAUUUAACCAUAUUAAGGUUAUCUUGUUGCAUGCAGUUAGAAAUUAUGGAUAUGAAUACCUUGGAAAUACACCAAGAUUAGUUAUAACCCCACUCACAGAUAGAUGACAUAGAUCUUUGUUUAUGGCACUUCAUUAUGGAUAUGGAGGAUCCCCUGAAGGGCCUGUUGGCACAGGAAAGACUGAAACAACAAAAGAUUUAGCAAAGUUAUUAGCCAAACAUUGUUUCUUAUUUAAUUGUUCAGGAACACUCAACUUUGCAGCUAUGACUAAAUUCUUCAAAGGACUUGCUUCAAGUGGAGCAUGGAGUUGUUUCGAUGAAUUUAACAGAAUAUCUCUUAUAGUUCUUUCCGUAAUUUCCCAAAUCAUUAUUCAAAUCCAAGGUGCUAUCAGAGAGAACCUCAAAGAAAUUACAAUUGAAGAAACUCACAUAAACUUUAACAACGAAUGAGCAAUCUUCAUCACAAUGAAUCCGAUGUACAAAGGAAGAACUCAGCUUCCAGAUAACCUAAAAUCCCUGUUCAGGCCUGUAUCAAUGAUUGUGCCUGACUCUUUACUCAUCUCAGAGAUUCUUCUCUACAGCUAUGGUUUCCAUGAAGCAAAAUCUCUAGCGCAGAAAAUAGUGUACACAUUCUACUUAGCUAAACAGCAGCUAUCGCAACAGGUUCAUUAUGACUUUGGUCUCAGAGCAAUCAAAAUAAUCCUCUCAUCAGCUGGAGUCCUCAAGCUCAAAGCUUCUGGAAUUGUUGACCUAGGGACUAAAUUUACUGAAGAUCUCAAAGAAGACAUUAACGAGAAGGAAAAGAGGCUUGAAAGCACUGACAUAGAAGGUAUUAAUGACAACAAAUCUCGCUCAAGAGAUAACUUCCAGAUUUUAUCCAGAGCCACCAAGAGCUCUAAGAAGAUGAAGAAGUCCUUCCUCAGAAAACAGACCACUCGGCUUCAGAAGGAAAUAAAGAAAGCUGAAGAAGCAGCGAAAGAAAUUAAGAAAAAGGAAACUCCCUCUCCUAUUCAAGAGGAAAAACCAGCUGAACUUAGUGCCUCAGAGGAGGGAGAGAGAGAAGGUAAGGACAGCAUCAAGAGUUCAGAUGAAAUCUCAGAGAUUGAUGAGAAGGACAAGUCGAAAACUAAUCACCAAGAAAGCACCUCUGUGAAUAAAUCUAAGGGCCAUAAAUCUUUAAUUAAUUCAAAAAUAGACCUAGCUUCUGAUAAACUCAGGAGUAAAGGAAGGGCAAUAGAGCAACUUAUAGAUGAGCUCGGAAUAGAAUCAGCAGAUCUGAUCUCAGACGAUAAGAAGAUCGAAGAGUUUAUCGUGCUAAGAGCCAUAAAAGAUACGAACCUACCCAAAUUUCAUGAUACAGAUACUUUGAUUUUCGAGAGUAUCUGAAGAGAUAUUUUCCAUAACCCCAUGAAAGCCAAAAAUAAACACACCACUUUGAAGAAGCUCAUCGAAAGUGUAUUAAUUGAUAAAGGAUUCCAAGUUACUGAAGAGAUAGUUUCAAGAAUAAUAUAUCUCUACCAGACUAUUACAAUGCGGCAUGGAAUUAUGGUCGUUGGAGCUACCUUGUCAGGCAAAACCACUACUAUCAGCACUCUGGAAGAAACCCUUAAAAGAAGCAGGGAUAAUGAAAUCCAAGAACGGACUGUUCUUUAUAAAAUGCAAAAGGCUAAGCUUUUAGGCAAGAAGCAUUCUAAGAAAGGUAAAAGUACGAAGCAAGAUAAAAAUAUACUAGAUGAAAUUAAACUUACUCCUGAUGACUUGAAGAUAAUCCAAUCAAAAUGUAAAUAAUGAGGGAGUUGAAACCUUCUAUAUUAAUCCAAAAAGUAUCACUAUUGAUCAACUCAUGGGUAAUUUCGAUGAGACUUCUCAUGAUUGGGUCGAUGGAAUCCUGGCGUACUUGAUGAGAGAGUGAGCACUCGAUACCUCUAAUAAGAGGAAAUGGAUUGUAUUUGAUGGCCCAAUUGAUCCUAUUUGGGUAGAGAAUCUCAACUCUGUCCUUGAUGAUAAUAAGAAACUCACUUUGAAUACUGGAGAAACUAUUAAGCUAUCUCCAUCAAUGAAUAUCUUGAUAGAAGCUGAGAACUUAAUGUCAUGCACUCCAGCAACAAUUUCCAGAUGAGGAAUGAUCUAUAUGCAGGAAGAGCAAAUUUUGAACAAGGGAUUAUUCAACAAGUGGUUAAAGUCUCUCCCUCCAGUUUUAGAAGAAAACUUAUUUGAAAUUGAGAAUAUGUGCCACUGGUUCUUCCCAGACAUUCUCAAGCUGAUAAAACCAAACACUAUGAUUUACUCCUGCUCUCACAAAUGGUUGAUUUUGAAUUUCACUAGGCUAUUUGAUUCCCUAAUUAACGACUAUUUCAGGGAAGAGCUGUAUAGUAACCCGAACCAAGAGACUUAUAAUUUAUUCGGUGGUUCAAAGGAUAAUUUAAAAGUUACUAAGGUUGAAAAGCAAACAAAUAUUCCUCCAACAAUUUUUGCUGACAUUGAAACAAGAUUCCUUAAUUCUGUGAAUUACAAGAACCUCUGGAUCGAGGCAUUCUUCAUAUUCUCUAUGGUCUGGGCAUUUGGGUAUAUUCUAAAACCUCAUGUACUCAAAGAGUUCAACAGAAUCAUUAAACGGAAGAUUUCUGGUAACAUUGACCAGAUCUCUACAGUGAACCAGCUUAGGAAUAAAUUAAAAGAGCAGCAGAAUAUGAAGAGAUAUCAUGAGUUUGAGCCAAGUCCUGACUUUAUUGAACUUCCUAAGCCCCCUUAUUUCUUGAUUCCUUUCCCUCAAGAACACUCUGUAUUUGACAUAGUAUUCGAUCUCGAAACAAACGCUUGGAGCACUUGGGAAGCCAUGAAGAUAAACUUCCCCAAAGGUGUGGAUAAUGAGUUGAACAAGAAUACAAGUUUCUACAACGUAUUCAUUUCAAGUGAAGAGUCUAUCAAGUAUAACUAUGUGAUAUCAGCAAAUAUUCUUGCGAACAAGUCAAUUUUGCUGAUCGGGCCGACAGGAACUGGAAAGUCAUGGAUAGCCAGAGAUGUGUGAUUCAACUACCUUCCCAAAGUCUCUCAAAAUUUUAGAGUAGCUAGUGUCUCUUUCUCACAUAAUACUGAUGCAAGGAAAGCUCAAAACUUCUUUGAUUCAAGACUGGACAAGAGAAGCAAGAAAACUUAUGGACCACCUUUUGGAAUCAAAUAUGUAUUUUACAUUGAUGACUUGAUGAUGCCAUCUACUGAUGAGUAUGGAGUCAAAUCUGCCAAUGAGCUAAUCCGGCAAUGGUUUGAUUAUGGAGGGUGGUACGAUGAAAUUGCUCCAGAGAGAAGAAAAAUUGAAGAUAUCCAGUUUGUCGGAUGCAUUACUACUUAUGAAAAUCACAAAAAUGUUUUAAGCAACAGAAAUGAAUGGCAUUGGUCAUUUUUAGGUGUUCAGCCCAACGACAAGAUGUACUCUGAGACUCUUUCUCAAAUCAUCGACAUGAUUUCGAUAAAUUGGAAUGGGUCAUUACAUACAGCUUUGACUUCUACGAUAAGAGCUUCUAUAGAUCUUUUACAUGUGAUUGAGAAGAAUAUCAAGCCGACUCCAGCGAAAUACAUGAAUAUCUUCAACCCAAGACACUUGUAUAAAGUAAUAUAUGGCCUUGCUGAUUGCGACCCCUCAUACUUAGAAGAGGAAAUCCAUGUUGUCAAACUCUGGCUCAACGAAUGUCUCAGGAAUUAUUACGAGCGCUUCCAAGAUACCACUGACAAAAAGUGGUUGUUUAGUAAAAUCAAUGAGAUCGCCAGGAGAUAUUUUUAUAAUUUAGGGUAAAUCAGGGCCUAUUGCAAACCCAGAUGAACUCUUGUUCUGUACUUUCA
This is a messenger RNA of Moneuplotes crassus, 9816 nucleotides long. Lineage: Eukaryota; Ciliophora; Spirotrichea; Euplotida; Euplotidae. The record is from the annotation of a GenBank genome assembly.